Molecule: messenger RNA, 894 nt
Organism: Iphiclides podalirius (scarce swallowtail)
Lineage: Eukaryota; Metazoa; Arthropoda; Insecta; Lepidoptera; Papilionidae
Source: the annotation of a GenBank genome assembly
AUGCAGCAUGAUGAUGUUGUUUGGGCUAUCAUUAAUAAGACGCAUUGUUCGCAUAAAGUAACAACAAAAACUCAGCAUUUUUGCCGCAAUGAAUAUAACCUCACUGGUUUAUGCAGUCGAGCAUCAUGUCCACUCGCAAAUAGUAAAUAUGCAACUAUAAGAGAGGAAAAUGGUAUAAUUUAUUUAUAUAUGAAAACUGCAGAAAGAGUUAUGUUUCCAGCGAAACAAUGGGAAAAGGUGAAGUUGUCUAGAAAUUUCGAAAAAGCCAUUUAUCAAAUAAAUGAAAAUCUUCUAUACUGGCCGGCAUUUAUCAAAGCAAAAUGCAAACAGAGAUUUGUUAAAAUAACACAAUAUCUAAUUCGUAUGAGAAAACUGAAGUUAAGAAGAGUGAAAGAAUUAGUGCCUAUACAGCGUAAGAUAGAAAGGCGGGAAAGAAGAAGAGAAGAAAAGGCCCUAGUUGCAGCCAGAAUUGAUAAUGCUAUAGAAAAGCAAUUACUUGAAAGACUUAAAAAAGGAACAUACAAUGACAUCUACAACUUCCCCCAAAUGGCUUUUGAUGCAGCACUUAAAGCAGAGGAAGUUUCUGGUGAAAGUGAAAGUGAGAAGGAAGAUGAUGAAGAGGAGGAGAUGGAAAUUGAACCUGAGCUAGAGAGAGAAUUACAAAAGACGGUGGAGGAAACUGAUGAGUUUGUUGAGGCAGAUAGUGACAUGGACAGUGAUGCUGAAAGUGAUUCAGGAAGAAAAGAAAAUGUUGAUGUUAGAAGUGACUUUGAAUCUGAGACUUCAGAUAUUGAGGACAUGGCCGUGAAGAAGAUAAGCAGAAAGAAGCCAAGAGUAGAAAUUGAAUAUGAGACAGAACCCAUAGCAAGUGUUUCAAGAAAGAAAAUAAAAAAU